GAUCAUUGUCUUCGAUGACUUCAACGGACGCUCAACCUUCGCUUCAAUCUCUUACAAUGGCUCAGCAACAGACCCCCGAUUCUCCUGACAAAACCCUAACCCUAACCCUACCAAAUCCGUCUCUAGAACAAGCGACAAACGGACAUGACUUCCCGCCUUCUCCACCAUCUGAUCACCAUAUCACUCUUUCAACGCUUUCAGUCUCUCGUCUUGCCUGCGUCUCUAAACGUAAGAAGGGGAAUCAGAAACGACGAGCCGCUCAGGAGAAAAGAUCCUUGGAGAAACUCAAGGUACUUGUCGAAAUUCUAAGACCUAUUCCCUUUCUACCUGUCAAAACCCUAGAUUUUGCAAGCCAUGAGAAGCUUCUCAAGCGAAUUGGCCUUUGGGAUUUCAUCAAUUUGGAUUUCGAUCGGAGUAUUCGUGGUGACCUCCUCGCGCAACUCAUCGCUACUUUUAAUCCUGGCACGCGAGCUAGCUACGUUAAUGGUGUUAGGAUAGGAGUGAACCGGGCCGACUUGGCUAGAGCAUUGAAGUUGCCUGUCAAGAAGGAUCGAGUUAGCGUUUCUGAUAAUUUCCAGGAAUUAGAAGAAUCGGAGGAGUCGAUCGCCUUCCUCGAAGAAUUUGUCUCCAUAUGGGUCUUAUUACAUGAAGAUACUUGGAUAAUGCCCAAAGAGGUAUUGAAUUGGACGAAAGUUAUAAAGGAAGGUCAUUUCGAGAAGGUGGACUGGGCGGGAUUGUUUUGGUUCAUGAUAGAGAAGGAGUUGAUGGCUGCGCCCAAGUUGGGUAACUGUUACUACGCCUCCCACUUACAAUGUUUGAUCAAAUCCCAGAGAGAGGAGAUGUUGAGAGAGGGACCAACAGUAGAAGACGAUGUCAAGGAGGUUGAAGAGGAGGAUCGAGAAGUGAAGGAGUUAGAAGAAGAAGACGGAAGUAGUCGGGAUGUGAAGGAGGUGGAAGAGGACAAUGGAGGUAGCCAGGAUAUGAAGGAGGUUGAAGAAGAGGAUGGCAGUAGCCAGGAUGUGAAGAUGGUUGGGGAGGCUGAUGAUUUUUGCAGAGGAAAGGAGUUGGAGGAACAUACAAUUGAGUUGAGUCUUGGGCAAGAAAAUGUAGCCAAAGCGGAUGCUGAGAAGGAGCGUGCUGCCAUUCAGGAUAUUGAGGAAAACAAGGAAGCUGAGAAGGAGCGCCUUGUCAUUCAGGAUGUUAUGGAUAUUGAGGAAAACAAGGAAGACCAGGGGAGAUGGCUUCUGGAUGGGAAGAGCAAUGCGAGGGAACAUUUUCUUCAAUCAUGUAAUCUUGGUGAUGUUGGAGGUAUGGAGUGUGAUGAUGAAAGGAAGCAAGAAGAGGAAGCAGAAGCAGGAGAAGCAGAGGAAGAAGGGAAUGAAGACGUCGAGGAAGAGGAGGAUGAGGAGGAGGAGGAAGAGCAGGAAGGAGGUUUCCAUCUUUCACCAAAUGAUAAUGCUUUGGAGGCUGUUGCAUCGGAAAAUCUUAUUGCUGCAAUGGAAGCAGCACAAAUCCCUUUCAGUUCUGGGGUGCAAAUUCGUGAUAACUUGUCAGGCGAGUUUCUUGCAUCUAGGGCUGAUGGUCACACAGUUCCUGGUGGUUCAUCGCUAUUCGGUAAUGGUGACAAGAGGGAGAUCGAUCACGGAAAUGAUAAUUUGCGACACUCCAUUAAUGCUUCCAAUAAGAGGUUGAGAAUCGAUGGGCCAUGGGAUGACAAGUCCUCAGAUUUUGAUGCAUGUAUGGAGCAAAUCCAGCAUUUGGUGGGAAAAGCUAGGAUUUUGUAUGCAGCAAAAGAGCAGGCUUGUGGGAAUUCGAGCGUAAACGAACAGAUAUUGCUUACAGAGUUGCAGCAGAGGGAUAAUAUGAUAGACCACUUGCAUAAGGCCAAGUUGGAGGAGCAACAGAAGCGACAUGUGGAGGUUUAUAGGCUUGAGCAUGAACUCCAUAUGAUGACAAACCUUUUAGAGGGAUAUAGAAGGGCUUUGAAGGAAACCCAGAAAGCAUUUGCAGAAUACAGAGCACGCAAUCAGCAGCGUGAUGAGCCUCUAUAUAGGGAUCUUGAAGGGUCUGGGGGUUUAGUUUUGAGCAUUACAGAAAUUGAAAAGCAACGUUUGAAACAAGAAGAAGAGGAAAGGAUGAAACAGAUGUUAAUAGAGAAAAAUAUUAAAGACUUUGAAGUAGGAUGGAUCACAAAAUUUGAAGCACUUAAUGAUAAUGUCCAUAUGCUGCAGGAUAAAUAUCUUAAUGUGGAAAGUAAUAUGAAGCUCCUAAAGAAAUUUUUUGCAAACCGUAAGAUUUCUGGUAUGCCAGAAUUUGCUGGACAAAGUGAAGGAUAACUGCUCAUGAGGUACUUGCUUGUGACUAUAGAAAUCUCAGUACUCAACAAGGUCAGUUCGUAUGUUAAAGAAAAUGGCUUUGCUGCUUAAUCUUAAUAGUGUCUUUUAGUUUGAUUAUUCUGAUUUAGUGCAUGUGGAUAUCUUUAACCAGUGCCGGAGAAUCAUGACUAUUUUUCUUGGUGCUCAUUGAGUUUUGCUAAACUGCUAGAUACUAAUCUUACUUGUAUCUACCAUGGGAUUUUAUGCUCUUCACUGUUAACAUGUGGAGUAUAGUGGGUUGGUGCACAUGUUAAGUUUGUGAUAUUUAAAGAGUUUCAUUUAUAAUAUGGAGCCUUUGACUCUUUUAGUUUUCAAUAUUUGGCAGAACAAAGCAGAAGUGAAUGGCUUUGGUUUGUUAUAGACCGAAAGUAAGUUUGUGCUUUUCAAAGUGUUCAGCCAUGUAAAUUUGCACUCAAUCAUUAGGUAUUGGGAAUGAUUCUUAAAAUAGCAUGAAUAUAUGGGAACCUGUACAGUCUUGAAAUUUUGAGAACUUUCUUGAAUUAAAUCCAGAGGAAAUGAAUUCUUCAUCUAUAUUAUUAGUUCAUUUCUUUUGAUUGCUACAGUAACUGGAAGAGUAAGUUCAUCGAGUAAUAUCUAGUUGUCGCCUUUCUUAUUUGAUUCCAAGUAUAGAUGGGAGUUUCAUUCUGCUGGAUCUGAGUAGUGGUUUGGUUCAAGAUAGAUGUGCAGAUUGGGAUGGGAUCAACAACCAGGCAAUGACCUGUGUUGCAACAGGGGAGUGAGUGAGUUCGGGCUAUCCUGCAGCAUGUCUAUGUUUAUGGAAUUGAUUUUGAAAAUCUAUACUCAAUUCAUUUAAGAGAUUUUAGUUUUAUCAAUUUUGAUAAUUUUGAUAAUUUUAAGUUAGUUGUUAACUCAUUUUGGUUGAACUGUUGAAAGGAUGAACAGGGCAUGAGAGGUAAAGAAAAUGAGACUUUCUCGGUUAUAUCCCGGAUUAGUUGAGAAUUGAAAAUUCAUCUACAGAGAUGGAGCAUGUUCUGUCCUUGAUCAAUCUGUGUGUAUGUAUAUAUAUAUAUAAUUUUUUUUAAUGGAACAGAAUUUGCAGUCCUAACAUUCUGGGAAGACCGAGAACCAAACCAUACUUAGUCUGGUCCGGAUCAGAUUGUGUGCACCCGUAUUUGCUAUACUGAAUUUUUUGUUCUGAAUUAUUACUUUGGGCGUGAAUUACAGUUUUAAAAACAUGUUACCUACACAUAUGAUCUAUUCAUAUUGGAAAACACUGCACAUAAGAUCAUCCAAAUUAACGAGCAGAGUAUGCAUUGUGCCAUAAACUAACCAGGCAAUGCUUUUGUUUGUUGCCGCGGUCUGGGAACUCUAAAGUUUCUCAGGAGAAGCAGAAAA
Carica papaya (papaya) is the source of this 3731-nucleotide messenger RNA. RefSeq lists its product as uncharacterized. The record is from RefSeq and is a predicted model, not a curated record. Lineage: Eukaryota; Viridiplantae; Streptophyta; Magnoliopsida; Brassicales; Caricaceae.